Molecule: messenger RNA, 2201 nt
Organism: Rhinolophus ferrumequinum (greater horseshoe bat)
Lineage: Eukaryota; Metazoa; Chordata; Mammalia; Chiroptera; Rhinolophidae
Gene: RNF227
Product: ring finger protein 227
Exons: 2
Coding region: 135-707 (190 amino acids)
Biological process (GO): protein ubiquitination
Molecular function (GO): ubiquitin protein ligase activity
Source: RefSeq, a predicted model, not a curated record
GGGUCUCAUUAUUAAAAGGCGAGAGAGGCCGCGGCGCCCGCCCCAGGACCCGAUCCGGGUCACAAGAAGGGCCAGCUCGAUCUGCACACAACGCCAGCCGCGUCAGCGACGCGCUGGAGUCUGCGGCGGGUACCAUGCAGCUCCUGGUGAGGGUGCCGUCUCUUCCGGAACAGGGAGAGCUGGACUGCAAAAUCUGCUACCGGCCCUUCAACCUCGAGCGCCGUGCGCCCCGCCGCCUACCCGGAACGGCGCGCGCCCGCUGCGGACACACGCUCUGCACCGCUUGCCUGCGCGAAUUGGUGGCGCGCGGCGACCGCAGCGGAGCAGCCGCGCGGGUGGUGCGCCUGCGCCGCGUCGUCACGUGUCCCUUUUGCCGCUCGCCUACUCCGCUGCCGCGGGGCGGGGUCACGGAGGUCGCAGUGGACCCGGACUUAUGGUCGCGGUUAGAGGAAAAAGCGCGGGCCGAACGCGAACCAGAUGAAGCGGGUAUCCGGGUCAGGGAAAGCGGCGACGCCGACCAAAAGGCCAACGAGGAAGAAGAGAGCGAGAAGGGGGCGGGGCCGAGGAGCGCAGGGUGGCGCGCGGUCCGGCGGCUCUGGGACAGGGUGCUGGCACCCGCGCGCCGCUGGCGGCGCCCGCUGCCUAGCAACGUGCUGUACUGUCCGGAGAUUAAGGACUUUUCCCAUAUGACUCGCUGCACGCUGUAACCGCCGGACCGGGAAGCUGCGGCAGAAAGAAGAUGGGAACUGCAUUCUCAGGGCGUGCUGGAUAGUACAAGGGGUUGAUGCCAAGAGUACCCCUUCUCCCAUCCCGGGAUUGGCACUGAUGAGGAAGUUGAGCCGAGGGCAGGAGGGAACGCCCUGGAAGGUGUUGAUGCUGAGCUGGGGAGGCUCCUAGACGAGUCGCCCCCAUCUGCUGACUGCCAGAUUUACAUAUUCAGGAUGGGGUGGCCCAGGGAUGAUAAAAACAAAGUCUACGUUCCCGUGGGAAGAAGACAGAUUGUUUCCUUAGCUGUGACUUUGGCUUUUGUCCAGGGCAGCUCUGGUGUGUGGGAGCAACAAGUCCCAUUUUAGCAAUUGUGUCAGUGAUUUGAAAUUUUUAAAAGAUGGAGCGAAUAGGCUAGUUUUUAUGUCCUGUUGCUCUCACUUCUCUAGCAAGUAAGAGAACUAAGAAAAGUAAGCCUUUAAUUUUUUCCCCAGUGCUGGUAUGCCUACUGUCUUCCCAUUCCCCGUGCUGUGUUCCUAAAAUUGAGAUGCCUCCUGCCUUGCUUCAUUUCAGAAUCUCCCUUCAACCCCUUUGGGCAGGUAUCAGAAGGUCCAAAGGGCAUUUAUCUGAGGCACCUAAUUAGAGCCUCUCAAGAAGGGAGAGCUAUUUGGUAAAAGUAUCAAAUUUUAAACCUUUGAUACCGUGUUUUUACAGUCACAGGGAAACACAGUCACUACUGAAAAAAGAUGCCCAUCAUACAAUUUUAAACUUGUGUCCCAUAAUUGGACAUCUCUUAUUGUAUGCCAUGGAUUUUAUUUUAAAAUCCUGUCAGCACCUUAUGAUAGUAAAGGACCAGCAGAAUUAGCGUCAGUGGAAACUUGUUGGAAGUGAAAAAUCUCAGGAUUUCACUUCAGAUUUACUGAAUCAGGACCUGCAUUUUAACAAUCCCAAGUGAUCCGUGUGCAUGUAAAAAUUUAAGAAGCACUGGUGCAGGUCAUAGAGGCCCUAGGAUAUUAUCAUCCAUGGAUGGAAUAUUUAGAAUACAAAUGGUAUUUAAUAAAUUACAUGUACUGUUUUAUUGAAGGUUCUAGAGUCAUUUUGUUGCUCAAGAAUAUCUAAAUUCUUUGUGUGCAUAGUUUACUUAUUGUGUUUCAAGUUAAAAAUGUGAACUUAAGUAUAAACCCCUAUUUUUGUAACUGUAUUUUGGCUUUUUCCUGUCCCUCAGCUUAAAUGUUUCCUCUUUUAGGAGGCCUUUCUCAGCAUUCAAUCUGGUGUAGCUCCUUCCCUCACCCUUUGUAGCAUAAUGCCUUUUUAUCUUCACUGUUUUUUAUUUGCAAAUGGUGUAUGUUUCAGAUAGUAUAUGUUUUGUUGGUGUCCCCUACUAGAGUGUAAGCUCCAUGUGAACAAUGACUGACUUAUGAUUGUUCUCUCUCCAGGGCCAACAGCAGUAUUAAUGUAUAGUAUAUAUUCAAUAAAUGUUUGUUGGAUUUAUUUUU